GCGAUAUUUCCUUGGUGCUGGGUAAAUGGCGGGGGAGCGAUGGAUUUUCACCAAUUCGCAACUUUUGGAUACCCCCAGCCGAAAAUGUGGGAUAGAUAACGACAAAGAACUGGCAUACAGACAACAAGCUGCCAACCUGAUCCAGGAAAUGGGACAGAGCCUCAUAGUAACCCAGCUAUGCAUCAACACUGCCAUCGUGUACAUGCAUCGGUUCUACAUGUUCCACUCCUUCUCCAGGUUCCAUCGCAAUUCCAUGGCGCCAGUUUGUCUGUUUCUUGCCGCAAAAGUAGAAGAACAGCCCAGAAAACUGGAACAUGUUCUUAAACUAGUCCACAAGUCGCUACACAAAGAUGGCCCUUUUGAUGCCAAAAGUGAUGACUACCUACAACAAGCACAUGAACUGGUUGUGAAUGAAAACAUCCUUCUACAGACCUUGGGGUUUGACCUGACUGUAGACCAUCCCCACACCCAUGUGGUCAAGACAUGUCAACUGGUUAGAGCCACCAAGGAUCUCGCCCAGACGUCCUACUUCCUGGCAACUAACAGCCUCCACUUGACUACCAUGUGUCUGCAGUACAAGCCAACAGUAGUAGCCUGUGCCUGUGUACAUCUAGCCUGCAAAUGGUCCAGCUGGGAGAUUCCUCGGUCAAGUGAAGGCAAAGAUUGGCAUUGGUACCUUGACAAAAAUGUCACAGUCAAAUUACUUGAAGAUAUGUCGCAGGAAUUUCUCAAUAUACUGGACAAGUGCCCAAGCAAGCUUAGGAAGAAAAUAUUGACAUGGAAGUCUGGAAAGGACAGACCAGAGGAGUAUGACCCUGAAAAGAAGAAGUUACGUGAGCAAGCUGCCCAGCAAUCAGCGAGAGAAUCUGGCGCAGGCAAGACAUCAUCCCAUCAUCAUUCAAUGACCAACCAUGACCGGAAAGGAGACAAAUCUCAUCACAUAAAAUCAGAAACAUCACAUGGUAGUUCAAAACAUCAUUCAGACCCCAGUGGAACAGCUCAGAGUGGCCACCACCAUCACCAGCGUUCCCAUACAGAUUCUGCUGCAUCAAAACCCAACCCUGUCCAAACUAGUACGGAUUCAAACAAACACAGCUCAGACCCUUCACAUUUAGGGACCGUUACAAAUCCGUCCAUUUCUGCUACUGCUGCUGCUGCUGUUUCAACAGCAACCACCACUAGUACCACAAAAACCACACUCAAAGAAUACUGGGAGAAACAGAAAGAAAGAGAGAAACGUGAGGCUGCUGCUGCAGCUGAGAAGAUUAAGCGUGAGCCUCAGGAAAGUGGUGAGGAGAGGAGAGUUCCUUCAGUAAAACUAGAACCAGGUCAGCAUCCUGGAGUAGAGAAAACCAAACAUCACCAUCACAGAGAUAGGGAACAUCACCGAGAUCAGCAUAGACAACAGCGAGAUCUUGAAAAGAUAUCAGAAACUAAAAUCAAAAUUAAGUCAGAACCUGGUCUUACUCACCACAAGGUUACAAAUGAAAGCUCUUCUCCUCUAAAACUAAAAAUUAAAAUGCCAAAGGACCAAUCAAGUCAUGGGGAUAAGAAGCAUUCUUCUUCCCAGUCAUCAUCUCAAUCGGAACAAAAAGUGCCACCAUUGAAAAUAUCUUCAGGCUCUUCAAGGCAUCGUGGUGAGUCACAUCAUAAGUCACACAAGUCUUCGCGACACUCCAGUAGUAACUCCGAACAAAGUUCAGGUAUGAACCAUUCAGGUGACGGUGGAGGUCACCACAGUGGGACCAACGGCCGCUCGGACCUCAAGCUCCACAUCAACAUGAACACAAUGUCGUCAUCCUCAAGCAAGUCUGGUCGUGAGGGAAAGGGGGAAAAACAUAAGGACAAAAAUUCUCGGUCUUCGUCCUCCCACCACGACUCGGCCAAAUCUGCCUCUUCUUCCACGUCUUCACACAGCCACUCAGGUCACCCAUGGACAAUGUCAGAACUAAUGGCCACAACAGCAGCUUCAAAUUCAAUGCCUUCGUCAUCGUCACGGAAACGACCUCAUAGUCCUGCAACAGACCAUUUAAAUGAUUUACAUAAGAAUAAAGUGUCAAAAUCAGAAACAAACCUGCGCAGGUCAUCUUCUAACCAUUCUAUAGUGAGUAUGGAUUUGUCAGACACUGGGUCUCUGACUGGUGGGGAUGUGUUCAAUACAGAGACUAAUAUUGCACUACGUGGACUUGAAGGUGGAAGUAGAAACAACUCUCCGUUGAUUGACGCCAGUAAAGAAAAGUUAGAUAUGCGAAUACAGGAAUUACAGCAAGUCAUUGACUUGCAAAAGGCUCAAAUAGCAUUACAACAAACCCCCAGCAAUCCUCAGGCACCGCCUCCGCCUCCUGCCCCCUCACUGAACACACCAUUUACCGACAUGCCAAUGCAAUCCUUGUUUGACAUGGAUUUCCUUUCUGACGAUGCCUUGCCUCCUCUACCUGGUGACAUAACGGAGAAACCUCCAACACCCACACACUUUUGACUUAGGCCAUACAUUAGGCAACUUUAAUUUUAUAUACCAAUUAAAAAAAGAAAUAAAAACGCAAAACUUAACUUCCAGUAUUUCAAUAUUCUGAGCUUUUAUGAAUUGAAAACAUUACUGUAAUUUACAAAUCUUGUUUUGAAUGCAAGUAGAUAUAAAGCACAUGUAUUUGUAUAUUUGUUUUUCUAAGAUUAUUUCAUUUAUACUUAAUAUUGAUCAGUAACAAUAUUGAUGUUCUCAUAUUAAUGAUUUUAGAAUAUUUACAUAGCAAAAAUUGCUGGUGAAUGUUAAGAGAAUUUAUUCAUGAUGUCGUCCAUAGGAGAUCGAAAUUAUUUUUUAUCCAAAUUGAUGAUUGAAUUAACACAAAAAUUGAUGAAGUUCAGAAGAUUCCACUUCAGAAGCUUAAAAUUACCAUUUGCAUAAUAAUAACACACGGCAUUGAGUGGGGUGUCAAAAAGAAAUAGACUUGUUUCAACCAUGUCGUAAUUUUUUGAAUAAAUCCCAUUCACACUUUACCUUUCUCAUAACCUUAAUAAUUUUUUCUUUGUUAUAAAUUGAUCAAUUGAAAAGAUUUUCUAAUGUGAAAUCAUUUUUCAUAAUGUCAUGUACAACAAUUUAUUCAUAAUAUAGAUAAAAAAAGAAUUAGGGUAACCAAGAAAACUGAAUACGACUAAGUGAGAUUUAACUGUAUAUCUCGUUUAUUGUAUAAAUGAACACAUAGUAACGAUGGGGGUUGCAGGAGCGGGGGGUAUGAGUUGGCCCUCUGGACGACAGUUCUAGUUUUAAAUUGACAAAGACAUUGUAAAGCAGUAAUGAGUAUAUAGAUUUUCUAGAUCAUGUAUACAAUGCAUAAAUAUUGCAAAGAGCUGGACAAGGCAAGAUAUUCCUGGGAUUGGUGUCCAUCAAAAAUUCUUUCAUUGUGGUAACGAGGUACCUAAAAAGAGUGCUAGAAUCUUAGACAGAUUGGUUAUGUGAUUGAAGUGGAAUCUACUGUAUUUUAGUGUGUAUUGUGAUUCUGAUAGAACCAAAGAUUUCAAAUAUUUUACUUGACGUCAGUGAUUGGUCAACACAGACUUGUAUAGUAGAUAUUUUGUGAGAAAGAAAAGUAAACUUUCUGGCUAUAGCCUUGUAGAUUGCAACAACUAAAUUACUGGUAAACACAAAAAAUAUAUAGUUUUGUAUUUUCACACAUAUGAUGCAUUUUCAUUAUAAUUACUGCCAUGGGCAUUAAACAAACAAAUUUUAUUUUAUGUUGUUGUUUUUUACCAGAACUUUUUACUUGUAUCUGAAAAAUAAUAUUUAAUUGAGACAUUUUACUUAGAAAUGUAUGGGAAGAAGGUAAAGUGCAUCCUGUCCUAAAGCAAAACUUUUUUUGUAUUACAUUGCUGGUUAUUAAUCGUCUGUGUAGAUGGGUAUGGCUCAAAUUAAACUGAAUUAUGAUUUGGGGGAUGGGGGAUUCCUGAUUGUCAAAAGAAUAAGGAAAAGAAAGCCCUGUCUCGGCUAAAUUUGGUUAAACAUAACUAGAGAUCAUCAUCACCAUUAAACUAUUACUUAGAUACAUCACUUUACAUCUUUAUAAUCUGAUUAAAACCAGAUCUUUCAAUUCCACUCUGAUACUCUACAAUCAAUGUAGAUGUACUUGAUGUUCCAGUUCCAGGUAGAGUAUCAAAGUGGAAUUAAAGAUCUGACUUUAAUCGGAUUGCCCAUCAAGGAAUUUACCCUCAGUGCACUUAAUAUAAUUUCCUACAAGUUUUGUAGGGGUUCUUUGCAGAUUGGCAUUACUAUUAAAUGCUUUAGAUAGGCAGUCUUCGAGAAUAUGUUCCCAAGCAAAUUCAUGUUUCUCUCAUUCCGGUUUCUGAUGGAUGUUUUAAUGGACAAAAGAUUUGGUAGUGAUAACAUAUUGAUAAUGUACCGUGUUCCUAAUGGCAACCAUUUAAAAAAAGUUUUUAUCUGUCUUGUUGAAAAGAAAUGUUGAUAAACAUUCUCAACAUUGUUAUAGCUUGUUUGAAUGGCAGGUUUUCAAUAAUAAAUGUUUAAUGGUGAUUUCAAUGUACAUGUGUGUUAUGGAUUAGUACAUAUUAAGAUUUUGUUUUUGUCAUUUAUAACAGGUUAGUAACCUAAAUUGAUGACCAUACAUAAAUACUACUUUGCAACGUUUACCUCAAAAUUAAUCAUGAGUUUUCAAAACUAUCAUACCCAUUGAACUGGUGAUUCUUGUGAGUUUUGGUGAAUGAAAGUGCUAAUUGCCCAAUUCUCUUCAGUGUUUAAACAAAACUUUAGAUGCACAAGUUACAUGUUCAGUGUGUAUCAAUAUGUAUGAGCUGUGCAGCCUUGAUUUAGAUCAUGUAAUCAAUUUAACUUGACACUUCAAAAUUAUGUUCUCCCAAAGAAUUACAGAAUAGCCAGGUGCUCUAAAUAUAAUCGUACACAUUUUUACUGUUGAAAUGUAACAUUUUCGCAUGUGUGAGUUUGCCAUUGCAAAACUUUUCAAUUUAAAUCCAGUAAAAAAGCAAAAUAAAUCCUGAAAUCAUUCCUUAUUCUUUUUAUACCCAUUUUACAUGAUCUAUAUCAAUGCUUUAAUCAUAAGCAGUUUGACAUUCACUAUGGGUAAUAGCACAUUAUCAUUGUGUCUUGCCCAGCCAAGAAAUGCACAUUUUUCAUCAAAAAGCAGUUGUGUUCUGCCAAUGUUAGAUCAAUUACAAAAAGUUAUACCAUCAAGUUCGACUUCGACACAUGUUGAAUUGGAUGCAACCUUUCUUAUCAUUUUUUUUUGUAACCUUUGGAAAAUUGAGAUUAUAAAGGGGAAACGUUUUUAAAACACCUAAGCGUUUUUGUUUUUGUUUAAGAUAUAAGCUAGAAAACCCCAUAUCAAUGAAUAUAUCAUUUGAAGAUUUGUUAAAUUAGCAGCUAGAGGUAAAGUCCUUCUGAUUUAUUAGUUUAUAUUCACAAUGUCAGGAUUGUGCUGUCUGUAUCUACCAGGAUUUAAUGAGGAGUUGAUUUAUGCAGGUGAUUUUUACAUGCUACAUAAAGUGUCAGGCUAACUAUAAUACAGAGGUUUAUCAGUCUUCUUAAGACUCGUGUGGUAUGUUGAACUAACAAAUUAUCUUCAAUAUACAGGAUGUUGUGUAAGGACAAACAAGAAAGGGCAAGUUUGGUAUCAAUUGUAAUAUUGGGAUACAUUCAGUAUCAUACUAGCUAUUAUGAAGGGGACAAAUCUUGGAGGUGUGUUUUGUAAUGACUAUAUUCAGUAUCGUUGUCUAGCAAGGUAAGUUUUGUGCACGUGAAUCGAGGCCUUUAUGAAGUGUCAUUUCCUUGUUAUCUUAGAUGUUGUGGGAGGGCAUUUUUGUCUGCUGGCGUACUAGUAGGGACUUUGUAUAAUAUAAACCUCCAGUAUUGUCAUCAGGUGACAUAGUUUCAGAAUUGCCUAAUUUAAUCGCUGACUUAAAAAGUAGCGAUACCAUUUCUGUUAUAUUGUCAUUGAUGUACACGUAUGUCUUGUUUUCAUUUUUGGCUUGCAUUGUUUCAACAGGUUUUGAAAACAUAGCAAGUUUUAAGAUAACACUGAUCAGGGUAAUAUUUCAAAAACAUAAUGACAGUGUGGUGAAUUUUCCGAGAAAUUAUUGCUGAUCAACUUAAAUAAAAAACUUUACAAUAUGGAUACUACCUGGGAUAUGCCAUGUUUAUCUGGUAGAAAUGCCUAAAUGUAAUGCCAUUUCUAGAAAAGAAAAAAAAUGAAGAGAAAUCAACAAAAAAAAAAUGAUUCAAUUUUACCUACAUGAAGGUUCAUAUUUUGCUUGAUGUUUCAUAUAAUAAUUUGGUUACCAUAUCUUUCACCUGCCAUGUCAUUACACCCAUGUACAUUAUCUUUUUUCUAUGCUAUAUCUACAUAUUCUCCUUGACAGGAGGUUUUUGUAGUCACGUGUCUGCAAGUCUGAUACUGUUGUUUGUAGGAUUUAAGCAGUAUUCACUUUGAUUUGGUACAUAGGGAUUAGGAAAACACUCUAGAGCAUUGAUAAAGUGUGAAUGGUAGCCAAAGUUUCCUCGGACAAAAGACUUGAUGGACACUUCUGGUGUUGGGUCCAGAUGAGACUUGGACUAUAUGAAAGCAUCAGUGUUGGUUUAAAUGCACAAGAAAUCAUGCCAAGAAGUUUGUUUUUGUGAUUCUCUAAUAAUCGGGUAAUAUGUACUUUACUUACAAAAAAAAAAAAAAAAAAAUUAAAAUGCCACUGAACUUAUUACAUAAUAUCAGUAUCUUUUUAUUUAAUCGUGUGUGAGAUCAGCAUAUCUUUGUAUUUUCAAUGAGUUGUACGUUAGGAGGGAGAAUUAAAUGUGCUACACUAUGUUGAUAGGUUGGACAUAUUUACCUUGAUUAUAUAAAACAUUUUAAAAUGGUA
This is a messenger RNA of Pecten maximus, 6873 nucleotides long. Its product is annotated as cyclin-T2-like. NCBI's taxonomy places the organism in Eukaryota, Metazoa, Mollusca, Bivalvia, Pectinida, Pectinidae. The record is from RefSeq and is a predicted model, not a curated record. The coding region runs from base 26 to 2479 and encodes 817 amino acids. Gene Ontology annotation, molecular function: cyclin-dependent protein serine/threonine kinase activator activity. Gene Ontology annotation, biological process: regulation of transcription by RNA polymerase II; positive regulation of DNA-templated transcription, elongation. The transcript is spliced from 10 exons. Gene Ontology annotation, cellular component: cyclin/CDK positive transcription elongation factor complex; nucleus.